Messenger RNA from Rotaria sordida, 1502 nucleotides. NCBI's taxonomy places the organism in Eukaryota, Metazoa, Rotifera, Eurotatoria, Philodinida, Philodinidae. The record is from the annotation of a GenBank genome assembly.
AAUUACGUACAAAUGGUAUUCAAAAAACUUCUGUUUAUUCUUCGUCGGCUAAUAAUAUAAUUAAUGCUACUAAAGGACAAUCAGCUACACGUCGAUCACAUUUAUUUACAAAUAAUCGUGUUCAACCAACUACUGAACGUAAUUUUGGAGCACAUUUACCAUCAAUUCGAGAUGCAGCUGGUCCUGUUGAACGACAAAAUCAAUUUUAUGAUGGUCUACAAACAACUCCUCGUUCUAAAACUCCUUUAACAAAUACUAGUCCAAAAAGUCUUGGUCGUCCUGCAUCUGGAUCAAUGUCAUCAAUAUUUAAUACACUUGCAAAACGAUCAACAGAAAAUUUUAUGACUUCAAAUGGUGACAUUGAUGAAUUAAUAUUACCAUCUAGUCAUCAAUCACGACGACCAACCAAUGAAAGUAAUAAAUAUGGAACUGGUAAUAAUCAAACGACAACUAUAAAAGAAACAAUACCAUCUCAAAAACAUUCAAUUGAUAAUGGAGGUGAUAAUCGAUAUUCAAUAAAUCCAUAUGAUAACAAUCAACAACAACAACAGCAGCAGCAUGGUUCAAUAUUAUCAAAUAGAAUUCGAUCAGCAGUACCAAAUGUACACGUUGAAGUUCCUUAUGUCAAUGAAACAAUCACAAAAGAACGAACAAAUACUGGUCAACUUUAUCAACGACGUACAAAUAAUAAUAUUAAAGCACCAAUUAAACAAAAAAUAGAUAAAUUUCGUCGUCGUUCAGAAGAAGUAACACAUGCUACGAAUGGAAAUAUAUUAACAGUAACAGCAAAUGUCGGUUUAUCUGCUACAACACCAACAUUAGCUAGUCUAACAUCAACUCAUUUAAAACCACCACCACCAUCUCCAAUACCGGUUCGUCGUGUUACGUCAGAUGGUGAAAUUCAAAAUCGUAUAGAUGUUCUUCGUUUAUCUAUGAAUUCAAAUCUUGUUCAAAUUGAUCAACAACAACGACAACAACAACAACAACAACCACAACAUCAAAAUUCUCGUAAUCGUCUUAAAUCUCCAUAUUUAUAUUCUACACAUCAACAACUAGCUCCACCACCAACUCCACAAGUAAUUCUUCGUCGUAGUCAAUUAAAUUCUAAUGAUACAAAUAUUCAACAUCGUCAAAAUAAUGCUAUUAAUUAUCGUCGAUUACAACAAUCAUCUGUAAAACAAUCAACAAAUACUAAUCAAGCUAGUCUUUAUUUAGCAUUUAUAGCAUCACGUCGUUUAUCAUCAUUAGAAGAUGCACAAUUUGAACAUGAUAUAGAUCAUACAAAAUUAUUAAGUAUUUUUUCUUGGCUUAAAAAUGUUGAAGAACAUCGUCAUCAACAAUUAAAUCAUGAUAAAUUAAUAAUUGAACAAAAUCAACGUAUGUUAAAUCAAGAAGAUGAUUUAUCAUUAUAUUCUGAAAUACAAUAUGCUGUUGAUGAUAUACCAGCAAAUACAAGUGGAAAACCAUGUGAAAAAAUUGCUACUAUGCAAUUUGAAGAUUAA